Molecule: messenger RNA, 5863 nt
Organism: Oncorhynchus gorbuscha (pink salmon)
Lineage: Eukaryota; Metazoa; Chordata; Actinopteri; Salmoniformes; Salmonidae
Product: general transcription factor 3C polypeptide 1-like
Exons: 26
Coding region: 14-5482 (1822 amino acids)
Biological process (GO): transcription initiation at RNA polymerase III promoter; 5S class rRNA transcription by RNA polymerase III
Cellular component (GO): transcription factor TFIIIC complex
Molecular function (GO): DNA binding
Source: RefSeq, a predicted model, not a curated record
CUGUAGUAAUGAAAUGCAGGAAGAGGCGAAGGAGAGAGAGAGGAGCAGUGUGGGAAAUGAGGUCCCUGCUGAACCCCAGAAUAUGAGAACAGAGGACAAGAUGGGAGACAAAGACAAACAACUGAAGAACUUCAAACCUUCUAUAGUUCCAGGUCUCAGCAGGUCUUUGGGGUACCAGCCUAAGAUGCCUCGUCUGAGACUGACACACACCUUCUUGUGGUAUCUGGUCUACGGACACCCCCUGAGACACCCCUCUACCCCCACUCCCCCUGACCUCCACAACACCUCCAGCUCUAUCGUCCUCCCCACUGAUAACCCUGGUGUCCAGACUACCUACCCCACCACCCCCAGUAACCCCUCACAACCCCAAACUACACACCAUGACGACACCCAUCCUUCUAGCUCUGAACACACAGACCUUACCACCUCAACCCCCCGAAACACAGACUCCCCAAUCCCCAGAACUCAGACCUCCCCACUUCAACCCCCCGAAACACAGACUCCCCCAAUCCCCAGAACUCAGACCUCCCCACCUCAACCCCUCGAAACACAGACUCCCCCAAUCCCCAGAACUCAGACCUUACCACCUCAACCCCGAAACACAGACUCCCCCAAUCCCCAGAACUCAGACCUCCCCACCUCAACCCCCCGAAACACAGACUCCCCCAAUCCCCAGCACUCGGACCUCCCCGACACCCAGAGCCCACCCACUGACAACGCUGCAGUAAGCGACCCCGCCUCCACAGAGGGACAGCCAGGCCUGACCCCUGACCCGGAAGUGAUGUCAUCGUUGGCGGAGGAAGGGCAGGACGUGAUCAAUCUGACAGAUGUCGGACACGACCCUGACAUGAAAGUCUAUGUAGAUGAGGUGUCUUGGAGGAGGUUCAUCCCCCCGGCUCCGGUCCACAGAGAGUUUGGUCCAGGCUGGGCCCUGACCUCUGAUGUGGUUCUCUGUCUGCCUCUCUCCAUCUACAUUCAGAUUAUACAGAUAUCCUUCAAGGUGGAUGGUUUGGAGGAGUAUCUGAACGACCCAGUGAAGCAGCACUACCUCAUCAGGUUCCUGCCUUCUAGGAUGAAGACCCAACUACUGCACAAACGGAAGUACAUCUUUAGUUUCCAUGACAGCAUGCAGCGUCUGAUUUUCAUGGGUCUGCUGCAGUUUGGCCCGGUGGAGAAGUUCCAAGACAAAGACCAGGUGUACCUGUAUGUGAAGCGUAACUGUAUGAUAGUAGACACUACUAUGUGUGAGCCCCACUAUAACCUGGUGUUGGAAACGAGGGUGUUUGAGAGACGCAGAUACACACUGAGCACCCUGACAGACGUAGAUAACUACUGGUUUGACCUGAUGUGUGUCUGCCUCAACACACCACUUGGCGUGAUCAGGAAGGAGCGUCCGAAGAGAAGCUCUGCCUCCAAAUCCCAGGAGGGGCCAGUCGGGGUUCCCGUGGAAACAGACCGCCACAAGUUCCGUCACCUGGAUCACAUGCUCAAGGGCAGCAGGGAGGUGUGUUACACAGCAGUAAUACCAGGGGACGGUAAAGGAGCAGGAGGUCUGGACUCUGAGUUCUUCGGACACCUCAAACGCAACUGGAUUUGGACCUGUCAUCUGAUGAGAACCAAGAGGAGCAACAACCAGUACGAGUCCAGUAACACCGUGAGACUGAAUAGUCUACUGACCAAACAUGUGACCAUGGAUAGAGGCCCCAAGUUCCCCGGGCCCCAGUCCUCUAAGCAGGGGGUCCCAGCAGGGUUGAGGUUGGAGGAGGUCCACAUCAACACUGAGCCGUCCAGUAGGAACCGGCUGGUUAAAGGAGGGAAGAAGCAGAAGAGGAAGAGAACCAUUAAACUGAAAAAACAGGCCAAAACACCACAGAAGAAGAAGAAAGUCGAGGUUAGAAAGCGGCCCCCAGUCCAUGAUGCAGCAGACCACAAAGCUCUGAUGAUGAUGACCAGACAGAGAGUAACAUGGAGCGUCAGUGAGGACUCUGUACUCAUCCUCUGUAGAGUCGCUUCACACUUCCUGAACCGCAAGCUCCGCAGGCCCUUCGUCCCGUGGUGUGUAGUGAGGGAUCUGCUCCACGCAGAGUUUGAAGAGUCUCUGGAUAAAACCUCUCCGUCUGUUGGACGACGAUCACGUUACAUCCUGAAGAACCCACAGACAUACCUCAACUACAAGAUCUGUCUGGCGGAGGUGUACCAGGACAAGCCUCUGAUAGCGAAACUUCAGGGAAGGAAACACGACCCCAACGACCCCAAGGAAUGUUCUACAGUAUUCCGGGAGUUUGUGUCGUUACUCAGACAGAAGUUCAGCUCCGCCUCCGGGUCGUGUGAUGUCACCAUCCCUGACACCAAGACACAGCUGUUCUCACGGUUCAAGGUGUACACCCUGGAGGACAUGUCAGAUGAGAAGACCAAGGACUCUCUCAACAGUAUUGAGGACAUCCACUCCCUGGUGUUGAAUAAUCUGAUCCAGAGUACAUUGGCCAUGUCCAACUCUCAGAUGAAAUGCUGCCGAUCUUUCCAGACCUUCCAUACCUACAGUAGGUACCGUCAGGAGGUUCUGUGUCAGGUGUUUGUCCAGUGCAGGAAGAAGGGAUUGGUCAACAGGCGAAGGAUCAGUCAACUGUGUGGUCCCAAUAAGAACCGUGCCCUACCCAUCCUGCCCAUGUCUUACCAACUGUCUCAAAGCUACUACAGGUGUUUUACAUGGCGUCUGCCCAUGGGUCUGUGUACAGAGGUGUUUGACUUCAUGCAGGCCUUGAGUGAGAACGGGACUGGAGACAACCACCCUUCCACGGUCUUCAUACACGAAGGAAAGGAGAAGGAGAAGUGGGUGCGCAUGGAGAGAGGGGAGGUGGGCAUGGAGAGAGGGGAGGUGGGCAUGAGAGGGGAGGUGGGCACGGAGAUAGGGGCGGUGGGCACGGAGAGAGGGGAGGAGAGAAGUGAGAAGAAUAUGGAAAGAGGGGAGGAGGAGAGAGAAAAAGAGAAAGAUGAAGAUAUGGAGACGGAAGACAGAGGGAAGAACACAGAGAACGAGGAGGAGAACGAGGACAACGCGGCCCACAACCAAGCGGAAGAACAGGUCUCGUCUUUUACCGUCCAUGGAGUUGACUCUACCUCCGGGGGCCCUGCCUCCUGUCCUCUCACCCAGACGGAGGAGCCGGAGUCGGGGACAGCACCCGGCCCUGCCUCCUGUCCUCUCACCCAGACGGAGGAGCCGGAGUCGGGGACAGCACCCGGCCCUGCCUCCUGUCCUCUCACCCAGACGGAGGAGCCGGAGUCGGGGACAGCACCCGGCCCUGCCUCCUGUCCUCUCACCCAGACGGAGGAGCCGGAGUCGGGGACAGCACCCGGCCCUGCCUCCUGUCCUCUCACCCAGACGGAGGAGCCGGAGUCGGGGACAGCACCCGGCCCUGCCUCCUGUCCUCUCACCCAGACGGAGGAGCCGGAGUCGGGGAAAGCACCCGGCCUUGACCCCUCUCUCCCUCUGGAUCUCACGGAGAUGUUGCAGUUCUCCCUGGAGUCCCCGGGGGGCGCCACUCUGGCCUGUCUCAGUCUGAUGACUCUGGGUCUGCUGUCAGUCCACGUCUCCAUACCUGAACACAUAGUGGUGUUGGACAGCACCAUGGUGGACAAUGAGGUGGUUAAGAGUAUCUCAGUGCUGGCUGAGGAUGAUGAUGAUGAAGAGGAGAACGAGGGGCGGAGUCGGAUCGAGGUCAGGGCUCACAAGGCGUCCCACACCAAGUACCUGAUGAUGCGUGGAUACUGCGUUCCCGGGAUCGUCAACCUCCGAAACCUCAACACCAACGAUAGUAUCGUGGUGGAAUCGUGCACCAUGAGACUACAUCUACGACACACACCUGUACACACACUGUUUACUACCCAGGACUCUCCUCCCAUAGACUUCUCCAGACACGGUCCCUCUCUCCUCCCCUCUUUACUCUCCCAUUCCCUCAGAGCCCAUCCCUCCUCCUCCUCCUCUCCCUCCUCCUCCCCCCUCCCCUUCUCCCCCUCCUCCUCCGUAGAGGUGUGUGAGGGGCGUCUGGUGACUCAGAGAGGGUAUAGCCCAGAGGACAUUGGUGCUGUGGCAGAGCUCAGAGCAACGCUGGAGAGACACGGAGCCUUCGGAUUGGACAGGCGGGACCUGGUGACAUCACACACACACCUGGCCGACCCGAGAGACGGACGGACCAGAGGUCUGCAGCGGUACAUACAGGACUUGCUGGAGGAAGAGCUGGUGUUGGAGGUGGGAGGGAGCUCAGUGCGUCUGGUGUUAGUGAGUCACGCUGAGCCCUGGCUACUGACCUCCACAGAGAGUCAGAGAGACCGGCCACACCAAACCCAGCGAGGAGCCUCUGCCUUUGGGGACAGAAAGCACCACAACCCCCUCCUCCGCAAGAGAAGAAUGGUGGCCCCCAGAGAGCAUGAACCACGUAGUAAGAGAGGGAGAAGAGAAACGCUGAUGGAGGAAGAGGAGGUUGAGAAGAGGGAGGAGACACCGGAGGAGGAGGAGGAGGAGAAGAUGCAGCCUGAAGAGAAAGACAGGAACGAGACUGCAGAGAGAUGGAUGAAGAGAAGAGAGGAGGAGGAAGGGAAAGAAGAAGAGAGGGUACAAGAGGAACCAUCAUCUACCAUUGAGACAGAACAGAGCACAGUGGGCGACGGCGAGAAGCCAUUUUCAUCUCUAGCUGAGGAAGAGGAUGGUGAAGCUAGCAGUCUGCGUGAGGAAGAGGAUGGUGAAGCUAGCGGUCUGCCCGAGGAAGAGGAUGGUGAAGCUAGCGGUCUGCGUGAGGAAGAGGAUGGUGAAGCUAGCGGUCUGCCCGAGGAAGAGGAUGGUGAAGCUAGCGGUCUGCGUGAGGAAGAGGAUGGUGAAGCAAGCGGUCUGCGCGAGGAAGAGGACGACAGCGGCGGCGUGUGUGACGUGUCGUUCGUCAGUCGUCCGUGGCGUAUCGUGGACGGCAGUCUGAACAGGCCGGUGUGUAAAGGCAUGCUGGACGCUGUCCUCUACCACAUCAUGACCCGGCCUGGUUUACCAGAACACGUCUUGCUGGAACACUACAGAGGGGUCUUGCAGCCAGUGGUGGUACUGGACCUCGUGCAGGCCCUCGCUGAGUUGGGCUGUAUCAAGAAGAAGUACGUGACCAGACGUCCCAAACCCUCCCUCUUCUCCCGUCCAGCCGCCGUCCUCAUGGUGGGGGAGGAGAGAGAGGGAGAGAAGGGGGUGAGGCUGGAGGAGACGGGGGUGAGGCUGGAGGAGACGGGGGUGAGGCUGGAGGAGACGGGGGUGAGGCUGGAGGAGACGGGGGUGAGGCUGGAGGAGACGGGGGUGAGGCUGGAGGAGACGGGGGUAAGACCGGCUGAGACGACCACUGUGUUCUAUGAGCCGACCAUCGACUGCUGUCUGCGUCUAGGACAGGUUUUACCCCAUGAAAACAACUGGAACCAGUGGGUCCAGUUCGCACAACAUGAGAACAAACAGUAAGGACUGGAGUUAAAACUGAUCUGGGUUCUAAUUCUUUAGUACCUCGCUGUACUGAAACGUUUUUAUACUGAAAAUGUUUUGCAACAAAAAAAGUUUAUAUUGUGAAAAAUGAAAGUUAGUCCCUAUGAUUCUGUUGUUAGUGGAUACACACCAGGACUGCUAGGGGACGGGAGUUUUACUUGAUCACGAUUAAUAGGCCCAGGAGUUAAAACAACAAGUUUCUUCACAGUGGUUUAGUUUCAGUUGUAGUAACACAGAUCUCUGGGAAUUAGUUUCACAUCUUAGAUGUCCUUUCAUCGGGGAAAACAUGUUAUGGUUUCAUCUCAGUUUUGUUAUUGUUUUCUUGAAAGUGUGAUUUAAUAAAAAAUUAAAAUUGUGAAA